AUGUCGGACCAAGCCGAUGCGCCGGUCUUUGGCGCCUUCAGUUCGCUGCUGGGUUACGUGGGUGGACAAGCUGCUACGAGCGCUAUUUUCGAGAGGUUCCUUUGGCCUCAGCGUCAUUUCUCGUCCUUCUCCGUCUACGACAUGCCACGCCUUGCAUGUCUGUACUCUAUGGCGGGCCCAAUCGGAUCAGUUGCCCUUGAUGUAAUCGACACCUCUUACAAGAAUGGACUCUUUAGCGGAGCUGUACAAGGCCAUAUGCUCGGCACACAUUUCUACCGGGAUCUCGAAUGGACGUACAUUCUGCAUACCCGUGGAGGCGAACCUGAGAGGGAAUCGCAAAUUCGAAAUUGCCUUUGGGUCCAGGCGUUGCUGAAUAUGCCCCUCCCUGCCAUCAAAGAACCCAUAGUCCGAAAUCGCAAUGACGCUGAACACGGAAAGGUUGCCCUUGUGGAGAUGAUAAAACCGGUGCGCGCAAGAGUCGCCGUGAGCCAUUUGGUGCUUUCCAAGGCCACAGAAGAGGACCUCAGCAAUUCCAGGGUCCCUUUCAUUUCAGAGGAAAUCAAGCAUGUUGAUUUAUUGUGCUUGGUAGAGAUUAUUCUCACCGAAUGUGUUGGCAUUGGCAUCAUGAUAUGCGUAGCCGCCAUCACCGGCUCGUUAUGGAGUAUCAUCUUCAUUAUACCGCUCGUCCUUCGACUCAUCGGUACCUUGUUCGCGCUUGAACGCGAGGGCUUGAACACCUUCCCGGACACCGUCAACGACGAGCAGACGCGGGACUGGGAAAUCAACUGCCCAGCAAUCGAAGGAAAAUUCAUGCUUAUUACAGGCCCGCCCACCAUCGUCAACCAAUUCUUCCGCCAUUACGGACAUCCUGUGCGCAACCGAUUCCGCGAAGUUAUACAGUUGGCAGUCGUCAUCGCUUUUGGCACCUACUUCCCAGUCGGCCUCCUUUGUCAAGUUACCUGGAUGCCCGUUUUUGUUCAAUAUAUAUGGACAGUCUGGCAAAUUUGGCAGGUCUUGGUCAUGCACUUCGAUCGAUACACUCAGAGAGGAAUGAGUCGUACGACCACGGAUGCCGCCAUCGCUGCAAAACUUUACAAGAAUUUCCAGCCUGGGGAGGCUGACAGGGUGUUCCGAAGCACCAUUUUGUUUGGGCAGAGGCGCAACGGGCCUGCCGUUGUCAAGGCCAGCUUGUCAUUAACCGUUGCGGAUAGCUACGCAGACGGAAAGAAAGUCUUGAAGAGCGCGGUUCGGAAGUAG
Messenger RNA from Colletotrichum orchidophilum, 1257 nucleotides. RefSeq lists its product as uncharacterized. NCBI's taxonomy places the organism in Eukaryota, Fungi, Ascomycota, Sordariomycetes, Glomerellales, Glomerellaceae. The record is from RefSeq and is a predicted model, not a curated record. The coding region runs from base 1 to 1257 and encodes 418 amino acids. The transcript has a single exon.